CUCCCAUUCAACUCUUAACAUCAACUCAUAACAUCACUACAAGAUAUGGUAGCUACUCGAUCAAAGACUCAGAAUGGUACUCAGACUGCUGGCGAGAAACGGCCUGCUGAGACUGAGACUAAGAAGAGCUCUCCCAGUAAGAAAGCCAAGAAGGGUAUUCAGAAACUCGAAGUUGGAGACGACGGCGAAGUGGGUUUGACAAAGGAGCAACCCGAAGUCCAGCCUGCGAAUGGUCAUGAGCAAGUUGAGGUCAAGAAUGGACACUCCGUGGAAGAAGAGAAAGAGGACACUGUCGAAGAGCCCGCUGAGGUGAAGACCAAGGAGGUCGACGAGUCUACCAAAGAGAAAUCGGUGGCUCCUGUAGCAGAAAACGAGCAGCCCAAGCAUGGUACUCUUGAAGCAGGACACAUUUACUUCAUGUAUCGUCCCAAAGUGGACGCAGAGGAGGUGGAAUCCAUUGACGACGUCUCCAAGUUUCAUAUCCUCUUGAUCCCCACUUCGGCUCCUCAUGAUCAUGCUCAUUUUCAUCGAAUUAUCUCAGUGGGCAAGAAGAAGAUGCCCGACCCCGGUGCCAAGCAUCAAGUCAUUUGGGGAUCUAUGGUCGGAGUUGGAAAUGACAAGUCUGCACUCAAGGACGCCUUUGGAGCGUACGACUACGAUACCAAGACUCGCGGAACUCGUCAUCAACCCGCAGCUAGACCUGCGGCUCGAGGACAUUACAUCUUGCAUUCUCCGCAGGAUACCCUGGCCGACUCCCCUGAACACAAUCGCCAGAGGGACUACAAGGUCCUGUUGGCUUACGAGAUUACCACUCCUGCUGCUGAAGCGUUUGGAGAAGUUCAGAAAGAGUUGGGACUUGCCCUCAAGGACGCUGUCGCACUCCAGGUGAAGGAUCCCAAUGCCGACGCCGGUAGCAACCCCCGCGCCGCGAGUCUACCCAAGGAAAAGCGUGCUUCGUACUCGACCGAACUGCAAGAGCUAUUCAAAAACAGGAGAUUUAUUCCUGCCAAUCCUCCGGCAUUCCUCUCUUACACGGGCACCGAGUUACUCAUCAUCUCGUCUCCACACGAAUUGGAAGAAUCUUUGGGUGUACACGGAGAUCAGGUCGAGAAGGAUUUGGACGAGGUUGCGGCCGUCGAAAAAGUCGGAGUUGAAGCUGCUCUCAAAGAAUUACGAAUGAGUAAGGAAGAUACGGAGAUUGAGGCGCUGGAAGGAGCGUGGGUGUGAGGAAGACAUGCGGACAAACAAGAGGAGUGGAAUGUUCAAAUGGAAGAAUUGCACAUGAGAAGGACGAGAUCUUGAGUUGUGAACAUCAUAUUAUCAUCUUGCAUUCUGUCUUGACCU
Molecule: messenger RNA, 1344 nt
Organism: Tremella mesenterica DSM 1558
Lineage: Eukaryota; Fungi; Basidiomycota; Tremellomycetes; Tremellales; Tremellaceae
Exons: 5
Coding region: 46-1227 (393 amino acids)
Source: RefSeq, a predicted model, not a curated record